AUGUUCUACAAACCUACCACCACUGCCCCCAGCAGCACCCCUGGCUCCAGCACCCCUGGGCCGGGCACUCCGGUCCCUACAGGAAGCGUCCCGUCGCCGUCAGGCUCAGGGCCAGGAGCCGCUGCCUCUUUCAGACCGCUGUUUAACAACUUUGGACAGCCUACCAUCGGCUGUGUGCAGGCCAUGAAACCACCUGGUGCCCAGGGCUCCCAGAGCACCUACGCGGAACUGCUGUUGGUCACAGGGGAGAUGGGCAAAGGGAUCCGGCCCACCUAUGCUAGCAGCAAGAGCGCCACGGAGCGCCUGAAGAGAGGUAUCAUCCAUCCCUAGUCAGAAUGCCUGGCAGAGACAGAGCGGAACGCCGGCACUUAACAGGAAACUCCUAGGCCUCUGUGCCUGGACUCCAGAGCACCUGCUUCUCCCUGGCCUUCAUCCCUAGUUGCACUAACCAUCCUGGGCUUCCUGUCCUG
Pan troglodytes (chimpanzee) is the source of this 470-nucleotide messenger RNA. RefSeq names its product cyclin-dependent kinase 2-associated protein 2-like. Bases 1 to 330 code for a protein of 109 amino acids. The record is from RefSeq and is a predicted model, not a curated record. The transcript has a single exon. NCBI's taxonomy places the organism in Eukaryota, Metazoa, Chordata, Mammalia, Primates, Hominidae. Gene Ontology annotation, cellular component: nucleus; cytoplasm; microtubule. Gene Ontology annotation, biological process: negative regulation of G1/S transition of mitotic cell cycle; regulation of microtubule cytoskeleton organization.